This is a messenger RNA of Xiphias gladius (swordfish), 1718 nucleotides long. It is a transcript of the gene slbp, whose product is annotated as stem-loop binding protein. The transcript has 8 exons. NCBI's taxonomy places the organism in Eukaryota, Metazoa, Chordata, Actinopteri, Istiophoriformes, Xiphiidae. Bases 215 to 1066 code for a protein of 283 amino acids. Gene Ontology annotation, cellular component: histone pre-mRNA 3'end processing complex; cytoplasm. The record is from RefSeq and is a predicted model, not a curated record. Gene Ontology annotation, biological process: mRNA transport; mRNA 3'-end processing by stem-loop binding and cleavage. Gene Ontology annotation, molecular function: histone pre-mRNA stem-loop binding; mRNA binding.
GUGCCCGUCCUGACUGCAGCCUCAAACAACGGCCGCCUCCAACUUGCCUGUUGAUUUGCAUGUGUAUCCGCCCCUUCCGGUCACCUGACCUGCGGGAUUGUUCCGGGCCGCGCGUCUUUCAGUGUUGGCGGGUGUUUGUAGACUGAACCGCGGUAGAGACCCCCCAUCUGGCCACAGAGCUACUUUAUUGUCCCAGAUACUCAUUAUUUUAAAAAUGUCUGAGUGGACGGGAGGCAGACGACGUGAUGAUCACAGCGGUAAACGUGACGAAAGUAGCAAUGGCCCGUUUCAGUGGUCCCACUGCAGGAAGAGAGGGGUCGAUGGAUGCCUGCGGCCCAACAGAGAGGCAGAAGGUAAUGACAGGGAAAACAGCAGGCACGCUGAGAGCAGCUACAGAUACUCUGACAACAGACAUGCCAGUUUCACCACUCCAGAGAACGCAGGCCCAGUGUCUCGCUGUGGCAGACAGGCUGACUGGGGCAGCCAGGUGGAGAAUGAUGAGAUGAGGAGGGAUGUACACCGAGACAUGCAGCGUUACAGGAGGAGGAUACUGGGUGCAGAUGUCACCAGGAGAGAGAGAAAGACUUCCUCUGGCUCAUCUGGGAGCUGUGACUCCAGAGAGGGAGAUAACAUGGAGACUGAUGAGGCUGUUUUGCUACGGCGACAGAAACAAAUCAACUAUGGCAAGAACACACUGGCCUACGACCGAUACAUCAAGGAAGUUCCAAAACACAUGCGUCAGCCGGGUGUUCAUCCGAAGACUCCCAAUAAAUUCAGGAAGUACAGCCGUCGCUCAUGGGAUCAGCAGAUAAAAUUGUGGAAGGUCAAACUGCACGCCUGGGACCCCCCAACAGAGGACGGCCAAGACAAAGUCCUUGAUAAUGUUGAGGAGCUGGGUCUUGAUGAUGUGAUGGACAUUGAGCUGGACUUCCCCACCCUUUCAGACUCCCAGAAUGCUCAAGCCUCUCUCACCACACACAGCCUUUCACUGGAGGGUGAGGACUGUUUGGGUACUCCAGUUAAAAUACAGAAGACGGAAACCACAGUGGAGCCUGACACGGUGUAGCUCAACAUUGGCCUUCUCCAAAACCAUACAUGUUCAUACACAUCUUUAAUGGUUCAGCCAUUUUUCUGUGUUUCCCUCUCACAGCCCAUCAUGUUAUGCAGAAUGACUGUUCCAGGUACCAGCAACUUGAUCUACUUGCACCUGCAUAGCUUCAUAAUGCUGUCUGUGUCUCAGUUGGUUAUUAGUUCAACACUUUAACAAAUUAAGUAUUUUUUUCCCAUUUGUACUACUGCUUCCUAACCCAUAUGUUGGGACCUUUUACAGAUUAUUAAUCUGCUCAGGGAGUCUUCUUUUACGGCAUGAUUUUCCAGUUGCGCAUUAAAUCAAGCUUCGUCAAUGGUUCAAGAUUUGGCAUUCUUAAAAACACUUUUAGGACUGAUCCCUGUCCUGGUACAGCAGACAUCCAGGAAUAUUGAUGCCCAUUAGCUGCAAAUAUUAAAACACAACCCAAUUGUACUUGGUAAAUACAUAGAAAUGGACUGAACUCCAGGGGUUCUCUAAAUAGUUGGAGAAUAGUAGUAGGAGAUAGGCAAACCAAAGACAAGGUAUUUUCCUUUUUAAUUAUUCAUAUUGACAAGAUUUUGUUUUUCAUGUACAAUUUUAAAUAUGGGCUUUGAUUUGUUUUUACAUGGGUUGUUUUUUAAUACAAAUG